Messenger RNA from Morchella importuna, 369 nucleotides. RefSeq lists its product as uncharacterized. The transcript is spliced from 6 exons. The record is from RefSeq and is a predicted model, not a curated record. NCBI's taxonomy places the organism in Eukaryota, Fungi, Ascomycota, Pezizomycetes, Pezizales, Morchellaceae. Bases 1 to 369 code for a protein of 122 amino acids.
AUGCGGGGGGAUGUGAGGGAUGUUUAUACUGCUUGCCAUGAGCCAUGUCCCCCCCAUCCACAGUUUGAACCUUUUGUGCUGCAAGGAACCGGGUCGUGGCGCGUUACGUGUCGAUCUGGUGAGUGGACAGCUUUAAAUGGACCGACAGGCCGACCUGGAGCAUUGACGAGUAAAUUGUACCAUGCAGGUAACGACUCACUUGGAAGGCAAAUCCGAUUACUACUCCUCGGUGGUACAUACCCGUCGUGGGUGUAUGUAGGUGCUCUAUCUACGUACUUCGAGGCCUGGCUAGCGCACCUAGCACAAUACUCUACUCCACUUAGCAAGGCCGGGAGAAGAAUCAGGGUGGCUAAGGCUGAUCAAGCAUAA